CAGCAAAAUCUAUUCAAAUUGCAGUCCGAGGGAUAUUGUCCAUAAAACGUUGUUAAACUUAGCCUAUAGGCUAGGAUACAUAAUCACAUAUUUGGAGAUUUGAAGUGGGCUCAUAUGCUUCCAUAACGUAUUGAUGUAAGAAAGAGAAAAUGUGGUAAGGCCAGCCUAUGGCAUUUCUCAUAUCUCGCAGAUAAUUGGUUGUCCUGUUUUGCCAAUGGUUAUAACGCAUAAUAGUUUGAGCAACAAUAGCAAUAGCUUGUCACUAAUAACGACACAAAUAGACGAAUGAAUGUUCAUUUAAUGAAGUUUCAACAUUGUGCAGUGUUCCUACAUGUAUUCAUGUUCCAACACAAGCCUACAUGUAUCCAUCAUGUUCCAACAGAAUAAGUACAUGUUGCAACAAUUCUGGGCACAUGUUGGAUACGUGUAAGUUCAUGUAGGCUGCUUAUAAAAAGGAAAUUAUUCUGAUACAUGUAAGUAAGGCGGGUGGUAUGACGUUCGGUUGGUCGAUCCGUUGGUUGAUCAGAUGGACGGUCGGAAGGUUUUAGGCACGAUUCCCGCGCCAUACGUUUGAGGGUAUAAUCGUUUCACAGUGAAAGGACUGGACAUUGGUGUUUUCAUCUGUAACUGUGUUAUGGAUGACGAUUGUGUUACAGAUGUACCUAGAAUUUAAUGAGUGGUAACCACAGUUAUCUUAGGUCUUGGGUCUUCCCCCAGAUUGAGCUUCAUCGCUUGACUCCUCCUACUGGUUGCUCCUGCCCCACCACGCUCUGUCACGGUUGGUCGUCCACCCCUCGGCUUCACAGCAGAGCUUCUCCCUUCCCUCGCCGGAGCUCUGAGCGUCGGAAUAGAUACAGAACACAGCCAUGGCAGAAAACGCCGGCUUGGAGAACCACCGCAUUAAGAGCUUUAAAAACAAGGGGCGAGAUGUUGAGACAAUGCGAAGACACCGUAAUGAAGUGACAGUAGAAUUGAGAAAGAACAAACGAGAUGAGCACCUGCUGAAGAAGCGCAACGUUCCUCAGGAGGAGAGCCUCGAGGACUCAGACGUCGACUCCGACUUCAAAGGGCAAAAUGUAACACUAGAUGCCAUCCUACAGAACGCAACCAGUGACAAUGCAGUAGUACAGCUCAGUGCAGUGCAGGCCGCCAGAAAAUUACUCUCCAGUGAUAGAAACCCGCCCAUUGAUGACUUGAUCAAAUCUGGAAUCCUCCCCAUUCUAGUAAAAUGCCUGGAAAGGGAUGACAAUCCCUCGUUGCAGUUUGAGGCAGCCUGGGCCCUGACCAACAUCGCAUCCGGCACAUCCGCACAGACCCAGGCCGUGGUCAAGUCCAAUGCAGUUCCCCUGUUUCUGCGGCUGCUCCACUCUCCCCACCAGAACGUGUGUGAACAGGCCGUGUGGGCGCUCGGUAACAUCAUCGGGGAUGGCCCUCAGUGUAGAGAUUACGUCAUCUCUCUGGGCGUGGUCAAGCCGCUGCUGUCCUUCAUCAAUCCCUCGAUUCCCAUCACCUUCCUGCGGAAUGUCACCUGGGUCAUUGUCAACCUGUGCAGGAACAAGGAUCCUCCGCCACCCAUGGAGACCGUCCAGGAGAUCCUGCCAGCCCUUUGUGUCCUAAUAUACCACACUGAUAUAAAUAUCCUGGUGGACACCGUCUGGGCGCUCUCCUACCUGACAGAUGGAGGCAAUGAGCAGAUUCAGAUGGUCAUUGACUCGGGGGUCGUGCCCUUCCUGGUCCCGCUGCUCAGCCACCAGGAGGUCAAAGUUCAGACGGCUGCCCUGAGGGCAGUGGGGAACAUAGUCACGGGGACAGACGAGCAGACACAGGUGGUUCUGAACUGUGACGUCCUCUCACAUUUCCCCAACCUUCUCACACACCCAAAAGAGAAGAUCAACAAGGAGGCGGUGUGGUUCCUCUCCAACAUCACCGCGGGCAACCAGCAGCAGGUCCAGGCAGUGAUCGAUGCCGGGCUCAUCCCCAUGAUCAUUCACCAGCUGGCCAAGGGCGACUUUGGUACACAGAAAGAAGCCGCCUGGGCUAUCAGCAAUCUGACAAUAAGUGGCAGAAAGGACCAGGUGGAGUACCUUGUCCAGCAGAAUGUGAUCCCGCCCUUCUGUAACCUGCUGUCGGUGAAGGACUCGCAGGUGGUACAGGUGGUGUUGGACGGCCUCAAGAACAUCCUCAUCAUGGCUGGAGAUGAGGCCAGCACCAUCACAGACAUAAUCGAGGAGUGUGGAGGUCUGGAGAGGAUUGAACAUCUCCAGCAGCAUGAAAAUGAAGACAUCUACAAACUGGCGUUUGAGAUCAUCGAUCAGUACUUCUCAGGAGACGAUAUCGAUGAAGACCCAAGCCUCAUCCCCGACGCUACUCAGGGAGGAACCUUCAACUUUGACCCCGCCCCUAACCUGCAGACUAAGGAGUUCAAGUUCUAGGUGAGCGCGUGUUUGGGUGGGUGUGGCCUGCUCCUCAUUCCGGCCCCGCCCCCAAGACAUCGCGCCAACACACCAGAUCUACUGGACACAUACACACACAUGCAGACAUACACACACGCACUGAAGGAUCAGCCUCUUCACCACCCAUCCUCUCUGAUGCUUCUGAACGAAGGAACGCAAAAAAAAAAACGAAACAGAAACCGACCACAGACUAAAAAAUGAUCACCACCCGCCUCCUCUGUCACUGCAGUUGCCAAAAAGUUGCUCUUUUUCCUUUUUUUUCCUUCACUGUUCUCUCUCACACAUACAUACACACUCACUCACUCACUCACUCACUCUCUUUCUUUCUUUCUUUCUUUCUUUCUUUCUUUCUUUCUCUCUCUCUCUCUCUCUCUCUCUCUCUCUCUCUUCUCUCUCUCUCUCUCUCUCUCUCUCUCUCUCUCUCUCUCUCUCUCUCUCUCUCUCUCUCUCUCAUGUAGACUGGAGUCAGAGUCAAACAAUGUGCAUGAAAGUUAACACACAGACACACACACAGACACACAAAGAAGAAAUGUGUGAUCAAACCAGGCCUCAUGUUCUUGAGGGAUGGACUUGUGUGAAAUCCUCACUUUGAAGAAGGCAGGGAUUCCCUCCCCUCUCAUCAGACAGUCACCCUCCUCCCUCACCCCCACCCCACCUCAACAUAUGAAACCUCUGUGCACAGUGUCCCAAGAGGCCAGACCCCCAUAAUCCAGCCUUGAGAGGUACAGGCCUACACUUCCCUGAAUUCCUUUGGGGCUCUGCUCUCAGGCUGGGGAAGGAGGUUCCCUCCACACCCCUCUUGGACACCAGAUUUUUUUUUUUUUUGGUCCAAAUCUAAUGGAGUCAUCAUGAAAACUACAAAUGAACCAUGGAUGUUGCGUUCAAAAGGAAAAUAAUGAAAGGAAAAGACAACACACCACACUUGAACAGAGGAGAUCAUUUUCUUUCAAAGCGUUGUCAUCUGUUCUGAUUUUGAACACACAAACAUGAACAUAAACAGCCUGACUCAUGCACACAGGAUGGAAGUGAACUCUGUGAGAUCGACGCCUGGUGGUAGCCCACCCCACCCCACCCCCCCGUCACCUCUCCCUCUGGGGCCAGGGAGCCCCACCCUAACCCCUCACCUGCCCAGAACCACCACACUGCUCCACACCUACCACUGCUGAGUCUGCUGGAGCACCAGGACCCCACCCACCCAGAAACCCUUGCCCCCCACCACCACCACCCUUCCUGUCUGGACCUGCACUGAAAAGAGCCCCUCAGCUGAAGACUGACCCUUCCUCUCACAGACACAUACACACCAUUUGUUUAGUGUC
Molecule: messenger RNA, 3769 nt
Organism: Alosa alosa (allis shad)
Lineage: Eukaryota; Metazoa; Chordata; Actinopteri; Clupeiformes; Clupeidae
Product: importin subunit alpha-4-like
Biological process (GO): NLS-bearing protein import into nucleus
Cellular component (GO): nucleus; cytoplasm; nucleoplasm
Molecular function (GO): nuclear import signal receptor activity; protein binding
Source: RefSeq, a predicted model, not a curated record